AAAAGUGGCAUAGUCAUGAGAGUGAGUUAUGAGCUACUUCUCCUGUGUGCUUGGACACUGUGUCCUUGGCAACCGUCUGCCUAUCAAGCCCCUGAGGAUAAAGAGGACAUCUUCACCACCAGAGCAUGUCCCGCAUUCCUCGUGUUCGAGAGCGCCGCAUACGUGGCAGACAUGACCAUUGAGUUACCUUGUCGGUGUAAGCCAGAAGACGCACUCUCAGUAGUGUGGUACUACCAGAAAUAUCUGGGCACCCAGAACUCGCGGGUCCUCACUGACUUCGCGGGCACUGCAGUUCUGGACUCGUCCAAGGUGGGCAAAGACCUGGCACUGCGCUCCCGCUUCACCAUCCGCCUCUUCGGCCUUCUCAUCUUCAUGGUGCAGGAGAGCGAUUCGGGGUAUUACGUCUGCGGCACGCCCUCGGGGGAGUACUUCUACGGCUACGAGGUGGACGUUCAGCUCAUCCGACAUGUGCGCUUCAACAGGAGCCUUGUUCAGAGAAUCGGAGCACAGGAAGCCAGUACAGGGCAAACGAAGCCUUAUCGAGUGUUCACCAGCUACUGGCCCUGGUCCGUGUGCGACCGCUGCGAUGUAAGGGGCGAGCAGACGCGAGUAGGUCUCUGUUAUGUCAUGAGCCAGUACCUCCAGGUGCGGUACCUUCGCCAGUCAAGCAACGUGAUCUCUUGCGGCUCUGCGGCCGUUCCUCUGAGCUUCGGGCUGGCCGACGGGAGCCACGGGGCAGAGGUGGCCGUGCAAAGCUGCCAUGCUCCUUGUCUUCUGAGCCCCACCACCAGCCCCCAGCAACAGGCUCUGCUGGACUUCCUCGCUUACGCUGAACCAAACUCUCGGAGACAGCCCGUCUACUACCGCAACCACCCGGCAGAGACGGACCUCGUCCUCUCCUGUCCUGGUGCGACAGCCCAGCAGGUGGUGGCAUGGGACAAAGGUCCUGUUCCCCUUUACCGUUCUCACUACAUGGAGGGACAGAGGAAGAGCCAACGUGUGUUCAUAGACAGCAGACAGAACCUGCACUUCCAGCCUGCACACGUGCAAGACAAGGGCACGUAUUACUGCUGGCUCAGGGGCAGGAAGGUGGCAGAGAUCAGACUUGCCGUGUAUCCACACAUGGGCCAUCUACGCAGGAUCUCUGACCCGGUGUCUCUGUUUGCCCUCAGAACCAUCCUUAUUAGCUAUGCAUGCCUCACUGCUGUGUUUCUCCUCAUAAUAUCUGUUAGAUUUGUUUGUCACAUUAGCAAGGAACAAAGUACUUUGGAUUAAUUGGUCUAAAGAAAGAAGAGCUGCAGUAGUGGUGUUUCUGCUUUUUUUUCCUCUGUGAAAACAUGUAACAUUGCCCACCCUUUUUAGUAAACAUAUUUUCAUCAU
Molecule: messenger RNA, 1380 nt
Organism: Electrophorus electricus (electric eel)
Lineage: Eukaryota; Metazoa; Chordata; Actinopteri; Gymnotiformes; Gymnotidae
Product: Ig-like V-type domain-containing protein FAM187A
Source: RefSeq, a predicted model, not a curated record